UUGGGAUCUUCCACCCGGCAAAUACGGCAGUGCUCUUUGUUACUCUUGAGGAGUCUGCUGCAUGCUAAGGACAUAAACGGCAUCAUGGUGGAAGGGAGCGGGCGCGAGGACAGAUGGCCGACCAUGUAUAAUGAGCAGCCGCACCAGGAGCUGGUCAAAUGCGUGGUGGUGGGCGACACUGCUGUGGGCAAGACACGGCUCAUAUGCGCCCGAGCCUGCGACACGCGUCUCACGCUGUCGCAGCUCAUGACCACGCACAUCCCCACCGUCUGGGCCAUCGACCAGUACCGCAUCUACAAGGAGGUUUUGGAAAGAUCAUGGGAAGUAGUGGACGGAGUGAGCGUUUCCUUGCGGCUAUGGGACACCUUCGGAGACCACGACAAAGACCGCCGUUUCGCCUAUGGAAGGCAAGUGCUGGCCUUACCGCUGCCAAUCGGAGGAUCAUGGGAGGUUUUAUUGCAGAUCGGACGUUGUUCUCCUAUGUUUCUCAAUUGCCAACCCUGUGUCUCUGCGCAACUGCAAGUUGAUGUGGUACCCGGAGAUUCGACGCUUCUGCCCAACACCCCCAUCAUCCUGGUUGGCUGCAAGAAUGACCUCCGGUACAUGUACAGAGAUGAGCAGUUCCUCUCCCUGUGCAGAGAUCGCAGCCCAUUUUUCAGGCCUCUCCGAGAAAGUGACAUUUUAUCGCCGGAACAGGGGAGGCUUCUUGCCAAAGAGAUUGGAGCUCCGUACUACGAGACCAGUGUACUGACUCAUUUUGGGGUGAAUGAGGUGUUUGAGAAUGUCAUUCGAGCGGCCCUGCUCUCCAGGAAGCAACAGAAGUUUUGGGUGACAAAUUUAAAGCAUGUUCAGCAUCCCCUGUUGCAGAUUCCUUUCUGCCCACCGAAGCCACCACCUCCAGAAAUAACAAUCCCUGUGUCUCAGUAUGAUGAGCACCUACAGGAAUUGUUCCAGAGCCAGGCAUACACGGAUGUCAUUUUCGUGACGGGAAGGGUUGGCUUCUCAGCCCACCGCAUGCUGCUUUCUGCCGUCUGCUCCGUCUUCUACAAGUUGUUCACCUCGAUAGACUCGGCAGGAGACAGCAGCUCUCUGGGCGGUCGCAGCGCCAGCGACUCGAGUGUGGUGAGCACCCUGGAGGCUUCGCUGGGCAGCUUCAAUGCGGACACAGAACAGCUGAUCGCUGACAACAGCCCGUCGACCCGAGCAUCAUUCCGACUGCCGCACAAAGGUGGAUCGGGGACUCAGAAUGGCUCGGGUCCCACGUGGCGUCGUGCCAGUUGCCAGAUCUACCCGGAAGGUGGCGUCCAGAAGUCCAACUUGGGCAUGGGUCCACGUGUGGGGUUGCAGCAGAAUUUAAACCAUCCAGCUUUCACGGCCAUCAAUGUCGAACAGUGUGAGGGGCUGGAUCAUCGGGGGCGUCCCGCUACGACAGUGCAGGCCAUUGUCAUUGUAUCGCGGGCCAUCACCCCACCUGCCAUGCAGGAAUGUAUGAGGUUCCUCUACACGGGAAAAAUAGACUCAAAGACUUGUCCCCUCACAGAGAUUCAGGAAGCUGCUGAGCUGAUCGACAUUCCAGAUCUUUUGGUGUAUUUAAGUAAUAUUCAGCGUCACGAGGAGUUCCUCAAUGCAGAGCUGCAGAAGAAAUACCAGAGUCGGCUGCAGACAAAAUUGAAGGCAAUGUGUCUCGAUAAGGGCCUGUUCUCAGAUGUGGUGUUUCAACUGGAAGACGGAUCGUGUUCAGCUCACCGUCCAAUUCUGAUGGUGCGUUGUGACAUGAUGGCCGCAAUGUUUCGAGGAGACUUCAGAGAAAGCUCAGCCAAAGUGGUGCAUUUCCCAGGUGUCACAAGAGAGUGUUUCGGUCAGCUUUUGUCGUACCUGUACACUGACACUGUGUGCGAUACAGUUAAUUUAAGCAACUGCAUAGAGCUCAUCGCGCUGGCUAAUCGCCUGUGCUUACCACGCCUGAUCUGCUUGAUCGAACACAAGAUAGUCACUGAAGUGCUCCGUCUGUCCGGCAAAUCCAUAGACGUCACCGAAGAUGUCUUGAAGCUCUUGGAACCGUGCCAGAUGCACAACGCUGACCAACUUGCGGACUGGUGCUUGUACCACAUUGCUGUUAGCUACAAUGAAAUUUGCAGCAAGAACUUGAAGUUGUUGCGGAAUCUACAUCCAGAGAACCAGGCGUAUUUGAACAGAAACCGUUGGCCUCCUGUGUGGUACCUGAAGGAGCGUGACUUUUACGAGCGGUGUCUGCGUGAGCGCUUUUGGAUGGAGAAGCUGCCCAAGGCACCCAAGCGCCGACGCAGCAGUGGUUCAGCCAGUGGCUGCCUCUGCUUCGCCAGCAGGAGCCAAUUAGACGACACUGUCAAUGUGUAUCGUACUGUGUGACCCUCGGGCAAGCGUGCGUAACGCGCCGGAAAGCAAGAUGACUUAGGACGGCAGUUCAGUCAGAGUUGCACGGCUUGUGUCUUGUAUUUUCAUUGUUGAAGCGAAACACCUACACAGCUGUUGCCCAUUUAUGUCCUCCAUUGCUGGUCUAUGGAAAAAGGGGAACAUGCUGUACCGUAAGAGGCGAGGGUUUUUUUGCGCGCGUUUUGCUGCUAAGACUUAACCAAAGCGGAACCAAAAUUUGCAAGGUACGUACAACCUGCAGUGUUCCAGACGUUUCAGUGUGUUUUCUCCUUUGCUACAGAUUUUGUGAUGCUCUGAAUAGACUCGUCUUUUUUGUGUUUGCUGCGCAUGCUGCUGUUGUUGCUAGCUCCAAAAUGAAUCAAACAUAUAGUUAUCGCACUGAUUUCUCGCUUUGUGUUUUUGUGUGUGAUGCAAUGUGUUGACAUAAUCUUCUAGCUGAUAGCCCGUUUUUCCUUUUUCCUUUUUUUUUUGUGAAAUGACAGGAAAAGGGAAGGUUAUUAUCUGUCAACUCUCAUUUUUUUUGGAGAAUUGGAGCAUUUAGUGUUACUGUGCAAAAAAAAAAAAGGAUUGAAAAAUUGAACUAUGUCCACAAGUAUAACAGCGGCCAGUAGGAUGUAAUGCUAAUUAUCGCGCAGGUCACAAUAUUGAAGGGUAUACUUUGUCUCUCUGUUCUUGUUUUCUUUUCCUUUUUAAAUAAAAAUAGGAACAGCUGCGAUGUAUCUUGCGAAGCACCCUACCAGAAGCAGUCUCCACAAGAGUCCCGUUUUGCAUUAACGGGCAAUGCAUCACACACUGACAAGGCUUGACAGUUUCAGCAUGUUCUAUAACAUGUAAGCAUUGGUCAUAUCAUGUGUAAAUGUGAAGUUAAAACGCGUCAUGCGAGACAUUGUUGAUCUGUGGCUUCAACCUCAAGUGUCCCACGAUGCAAGGAUGAGCUGUGCAACUGUGCCUCUGCCUGGGAUUGCAUGAAGUUUGUAACAGAUGUCUGUGGAAACUCUGAGGGCUGCCGUGACUUUCCACCCAUUAAAACAAAUUGCAGUGCUUUGCUUAGCAAAUCCAGAAAAGCGCAAGGCCGACACAUCAGAUGGCGAUCGGGGCGUGGCAAACCUGCCUAAGGAAGAGUUAGACUAAUCAGGGUUUAGUUAGCUUUCUUAAGAGGCAUUUGGCAGCAGGCCAUUCCUGCACUGUGCCAUAUCUAGUUUUGUACUUUCAGCCAUGCCUGUCAAUUUAGUAUCUCUUCUUUUGGAACGGUCGUGUUUCAUCUCAAAUUUUUCCAUUUCAAAAACCUGUAGUCUGCAAGACUGCAAUUCAGUGCUCAGAGUUGCUCGAGUUGCUUCAACUGUUCAGCACGGUUGAAGCAUCAUCAUCUAGCUUUAACAUUGCUGCCAUAGCUAUUAAUGGGGACUCUUGUGUCGUCGGGUCGUAUUUUUGGCAAAAACUGCUUUUAGUUUUGCGUUUGAGAGACAGGGUACAAUCGGGUGAUAGCUCCAGAAACUCAGCUUUUCAGGUGGAUUAUCCCCUCUGCUGCCCUCUUGUGCUUGCGUUGACAGUAGCAGGUGCCAUGUCGGUUACCGUACGUUUUUUAAUCUGACGGCGUUGUUCUUUCUUUGUUUUAAAUCUGUUGGUUACCAAGAAAAAGGAACAGGUCUUACAACGCUGUUGUUGUUUUGCCAUUCAUCGCAAGUCUUACCAAGCACUUAAAGAGCUCUGAAAAGAUUGCUUGCAAACCCACACACACACACAAACACACAAAAAGAAGUAUCAAGUGAAAGCUGUACCACCUUCAGUACUUACAGCAUCAAAAACUUUUGUGAUAGAUCUUUUUAAAAGUAGAAGAGGUAUAAUCUUGAGGUGGCACAGUGUUCCUCCUCCUCCUCUUUACGUGGGACUGUGUCGGCGCAGUUUCCUGUGUAGGCCCGCAUAUUAAGCUACGGUUCAUUCAAGUUGAUGUAUUUCACAAUCCUAUUCUUGAAGCCCUAAAACUUACAUGCUUGUUAUGAAGGCUGCACAGUAUGCCUUCUGGUUGUCACGACAACUAGAAGGAGCAGAAGAAGAUUCUUCUGGCAAAAAAAUUUCUCCACCAGCUUGCCUGCAUUUAUGCCAUUUUGAGCACAGGCAGCUCUCUCUUUCGGGCCUAUGGACACAGGGCUCCUAUUUUGCGCCCUCUGACCUGCACAAGAUUUUGUCUGGAUGCAUGCAGUGCCCUAAAUUAACACCUUCAUAGUGUGUUACGAAAAGAAGAAAGCCACAAGCUCAGCAGUGACCGAAAGUUAAAUACACAUACAGGCACAAACACACACUGACAUGCAUUUUUAUGCAAAUGCUAUAUCUAAGCUUUUGCUGACACCACAUCGUUACUCCUAGAUAAACAUGUCAAUAAUAAUUCAAACUCUUAACAGAAUAACAAGUAUGUACAGGCUUUACCGCAUGUUACAAACAAUGGUGAGAAGUAUUCGUACCCUUACACUUGUGCCAGGAGUACUCUUGGUCCCGGGUCCAAAAAAAGUCCACAAAGAAAAAAAAAUCUUCUCAGGGCAUCUUUAAGCUUAAACUGCAAAAUCAAGUAACCUAAGGGUUUUAGUUAUAAAUCAUUACUGAAGUAAAUUUUGGGACUUGUGCAUAAUUAGUCUGUAUAGUGCUCACCUCUCAGCAUAGUUUUGUCGCUGCUUUGAAAAUUUUUUUUUUAUUUCGGUGUUUUACCAGAGAAGUUUCAAAUUCAAAUGUUACAGGUUUUGCCCCGAAUAUGCAAGGGUCUGUUAAUGAUCGAGUGCCUGCCUGAUUUCCGUUUUUUAGUUUCUUUGCCUGUGUCGGCAAUUUUUGGAGUUCCUCUGUUUUUGUAUUGUAUUCAGGCAUUUGUGUGCUGUGUGUAAAUAUGUACACUUUUUUGGUUACUGUUUGGUAUCACUUUGUAAAAAAGCGCCAUUUUUUUUUCUCUCUUCACUACCGUAAACCUCAUACUAAUGCCAUAUUUAAAUACGUAGUGACAUUUAUUUAAUAGGAAAGGUUAGGAAAAGCAUGUUCCUGAAGUGGAGACAUGUAACAGCCUAUGUUCCAUGGUCAUUUGUCAUUGGAAGGGUUGAACUUUUUACAACUGCCAGUUAAACUUUAUGUGCACAUAUGCGACAGACGUAAUGAUGGCUUCAUCAUGCACAUUAGAAGCAAAAAAAAAAAACAUAAUACCGUCCCGAGUCACAUUGGAAGGCUUGUAAACUUUCUGGAGAAAUUUUCGACUUACACUUUGGCUCCACUUUCUACUUGCAGCACAACAGGGGCCUUUGCCUGUACUAUGCCAUAUGUAGGUAUGCUGGAGUGUGGCAGACAUGUAAUACCUUUUAGUUAUGAAAACAAAGGAGAGAUCACUAUCUCAAGUGUUGAAAAAAGUGCUCCGUUGCUUCCCACAUUGUUCGUAGAUACUUGAGUAACCAGUUCCUGAAGCCCAAACCCACAAUAAGUAAAUCAGUCGGUCUAAGUCUGUAUAUAGGGCCUGACUUUUUCCGGUUAAACCCGAUUUCUGCCGAUUAUCCCCCUCGAAUCGUUCUCAGGUUAAACUCGAUUGCUCCCAAUAUUCCAAUCGUGUAUUAUUACGUUGUGUCACGUAUCAAGUGUGGAGUAGCAACCUUCUGCGCAUGCCUGAUGUAAAUAUUGAUCGAGUGCAACAAUAAACUAUGAGAAGGACACUUAACGUUGCAACAUGUGGUGCAUGUGAGUAUAAUUCGUGAGGAAUGCAUGUUUAACCAAUAUAAGGACCUUUAGCUGUGGGCCGCUUGCGGGACAAAAAAAAAGAAAAUAGCCGAAUAGCAUCCAACUUCACCCCAAAUUUCACGUUUAAAAAUAGCACCCGAUUCUACCCGCUGAAUGCAGAAAAUGCAUUUACCCCGAAAAAAUCAGACCCUACAGACACACAUUAUGACUUGUGUGCUCCUUUCUGAUAGUUAUAGUUAGUUACCCUGGUGGCUAUUCGUUGAGGGCAUAACACGCUAAAUUAAUUUUUCUUCCCCCCCUUUUUUUUUUCAUGUCGCAUACGGGAGCAAAACUGCAAGCUUUCUAUUUGCUCACAAGCUGCAUUCCACAGGGUGCUUGCACCUGCAUCACUGUUCUCGAGCGGUUGUUUGUGAGAUUGCCGAACAAGCGAUGUAGUCUUCAAGAGAAUGCUUUUUUUUGCGCUACAGAGCGUAGCAAGUCAUCUCAGUAUGUAAAUCUUAACCACCAAGAGGACUGCCAUGAUGUUUGAAACAAGGCAGAAAUUUAUUUCAGACUAACUUCGGGAGAAGUUUAUACAAAAGUUGAUGUAAAUUACUGAGGUGCUGGAAAAAAACCUAAAUUUUGUGCAGAAGUAGCAUAGAAACAAACUUAUCCAUUAAUAGGAAGCCAAGCACUCCAGAAGUACACAAUACCCUGUGUGUUUUGUCUAUGCUAUUUGCUGAAGAUAUUGUAAUGUGGCUUUGGGCGUUAAACUUUGCUUCUAAAUGGGUAAGGGUCAUCACAGAAGAAUGUAUUCACAUGGUAAACUGUAUCGGUUAUCACACCAGUAUGUGUACUUUUGGAGCUGUGAUGCCAGAAAAGUGUUAUUGACUGAUUGACAGCAUGUAGGUGGCAAUAAAAAAAACAGUGGUGCAACUGUAGUGGAUAGGGUUCUGCAUUUUCAAAGUUGUCAUUGCAUCUCAAAUUUAGAGCUGUUUGGAAGUGUUGCAUUAUUUUGCUUCUCUGUGUUUGCAGAAGUGGGCAUUUGCCCCACUCAUGGACAUUGUACAUGUAAUGAAAUUCCAAAAAAAGUCUGAUCACAACAGGUAUUGAGAUCUUUUCUCUACAGGUUCCACACAGUAAUAAACUCCCAUGAGGAAAAAACAACCUAUUUAAUAGUCUAUGUGGUGUUCUUCAACACGAUCCUAGUUGUGGUUGCUCUUUCACCAACACCACCAAAUCAUGAGGUCUUUAACAAUAAUGCAGAACAAUAUCUGUCCCAAGCAACUUCUCCAAGGUGUUUGUUAAUCUUAUUUUUGUAUAGUGGCCAUCAAUUUUAUAAAGUCUUUGAAAUGAUAGCCCCUUUUCAACACGUACCGACGCACUCUUCCAGCCGUUUUCUGGUCAUACAUUUUUCAUAGUGGUUUUAUACGCAUUAAAUGUGCAGUGUUGCUGUAAGCGUUAUUAUUGGUUAUUUUGUGUGUAAGUGUUUAUCUUGUUGCUCCCGCCAGCAAGGGUCCUGAAGCUACGUAUAUGUGUGUAUGUCUAUAUGCUACCACCAUUCUGUGCAGACUUCGGAUCUUGUGUGAAAUAAAAGAUGCUGGCUCUUUCUAUGCA
This is a messenger RNA of Ornithodoros turicata, 7710 nucleotides long. RefSeq names its product rho-related BTB domain-containing protein 1-like (gene RhoBTB). The record is from RefSeq and is a predicted model, not a curated record. Gene Ontology annotation, molecular function: GTP binding; GTPase activity; ubiquitin protein ligase binding. Gene Ontology annotation, biological process: proteasome-mediated ubiquitin-dependent protein catabolic process; regulation of proteolysis. Gene Ontology annotation, cellular component: nucleus; cytoplasm. NCBI's taxonomy places the organism in Eukaryota, Metazoa, Arthropoda, Arachnida, Ixodida, Argasidae.